CUUCCUUACGUUAUUUAUUGUGAAAGCUGUCGCCCGCCCAACGAGUUCUCCGGGGAAAAGGGAAAAUUUUGCAAUUCCCUUGCGGAGACUGUGUGUGAUGAGGAGGAAGAGGAGGAGAAUAACCAGGGGCUCGCUGUGAUCUGGAGACCUUAUCUUUAAAGCAGAGCAGUUUUGCUUCGACAUCGUACCCGGCCUGUCCUCCUGACGUACCACAUCUCUGAAGCGUCCGUCUCUCUGUCCGCCCCUCUUCCGCAAAGAUGAUGCUCAAUUCGGACCAGACAGAGAUCGACCUGCCGCCGACACACUCCGAGUCCGAGUCCGUCUUCAGCGACUGCGGCGGCGGCCGCGCGGGCAGCGCGGAGGACGCCGGCGGCGUUGGCUUGUGCGCUCAGUCCCGGAUAGCCGAGCCAGGCGAGGCCGUGAAGAAAGACCUGCAGCACCUGAGUCGGGAGGAGCGGCGGCGCCGGCGGCGCGCCACGGCCAAAUACCGGACAGCCCACGCCACGCGGGAGCGCAUCCGCGUCGAAGCCUUCAACAUGGCCUUCGCCGAGCUGCGGAAGCUGCUGCCCACGCUGCCGCCGGACAAGAAGCUCUCCAAGAUCGAGAUCCUCCGCCUGGCCAUCUGUUAUAUCUCCUACCUGAACCACGUGCUGGACGUCUGAGCCGCCCAGCCUGCGUCCGUCUGUCUGUCCGCCACGUCUCCUACCUGAACAUGUGCUGGGCGUCUGAGCCAAGAGCUCGAGUCCGUCUGUCCAUCUACGACCU
Phalacrocorax carbo (great cormorant) is the source of this 765-nucleotide messenger RNA. NCBI's taxonomy places the organism in Eukaryota, Metazoa, Chordata, Aves, Suliformes, Phalacrocoracidae. The record is from RefSeq and is a predicted model, not a curated record.